Aethina tumida (small hive beetle) is the source of this 1960-nucleotide messenger RNA. It is a transcript of the gene Atac3, whose product is annotated as GA-binding protein subunit beta-1. Lineage: Eukaryota; Metazoa; Arthropoda; Insecta; Coleoptera; Nitidulidae. Gene Ontology annotation, molecular function: protein binding. The coding region runs from base 414 to 1760 and encodes 448 amino acids. The record is from RefSeq and is a predicted model, not a curated record. The transcript is spliced from 8 exons.
UUCAGUUAUUAGUAACGGAAAAAUCAUAUUUAUUUAAUUAUUUAUUGGUAUUUCGAUGAUCAACAAUUCAAAUUUCGCGGCAUUAUCCGUAACCAUAGAGUUGAAUGAAAAUCACUAGAUGUAGUGACAAAACAAAGCUAUGGCGUACGACUAGAACAAAAUAAAUAGCACCGUAUUGUUUUACAUUAAUAAUUCACGCAGAAUAAACACACAAUUUCGUAAGUAUUAAUCACAAAAAGGCCAAAUAUUGAUCGAAAUGGCUACCGUAAGUACUCACUUCCGCUGACAACAGGAACAGGAAACCUGUCUUCAAAAUGGAGAUUUUCCUGUUAGCAUUUAAAAAAGAAAACAAAUCCUACAUUCGAGGUUAACCUCACUUAUCGCGAUGUUUACCAACAGUUAUGUUUUAGAACAUGUUAAAAUUUCCAAUUUUGGAGGAAGACAAAAAAUUACGUCAAACUGUCACCACCAAAUACAUUACAUUGGAAGAGGCAGUUGCCAUAAACGCUAAUGAAUUUGUACCAUUUGAUCUGGGUACAAUUACCCCAGGUGUCAGUGUUAAUGAGUUAGGAAAACAGUUGUUGAAGGCCGCAGCUGAUGGGGAUGCUCAUGAAAUCAAGAACCUUUUGAUGAAAGGUGCCCCAUUCACAGCUGAUUGGCUUGGUACUAGUCCAUUACAUGUUGCUGCACAAAACAACAAUGUUGAAGUAUGUGAGAUGCUGUUGAGAGCAGGAAUUUCCAAAGAUGCCAGAACCAAAGUGGACAGAACUCCUUUACAUUUAGCUGCCUAUGAAGGCCACACAGAAAUUGUCAGCAUAUUAUUAAAGCACAAUGCAGAUCAUGAAUGUAAAGAUUUGUUGGGCAUGACCCCAUUGCAUUGGGCAGUGCAAAAUGAGCAUGAAGAAGUGGUAAGACUGCUGAUGGCGCGAGGUUGCGACACCUCGCAGGCGAACAAGUUCAACCUUACGCCGAUCGAUAUAGCCUUACAGCUGAAUAGAAACGAUCUGGUCGAGAUUUUGAACACAGACGCAUCUAUUGCUGCUCAGAAUUUAGUUAUACAAUUGGCCGCUGAGUCGGGGGAAAACGGCGAGGAAUGUCAGGUCGAUGAUAUGGAAACUAUUGCUGAAAAUAUACCAGUUGAGACAAUUUUGCUCAAUGAUGAUAUGGAGUUGGACAGAACAGAGGAGGAAGAGGCUCAACUGAAGGAAGAUCAUCUGGUGACUCAAAUUCCUGAGGCAGUAAUUAAUAACCAGGAUGGAUUGACAGCCUCUUUGAAAUUGCUUCAGGAACAUGGAAUCACUAUGUUACCAAAUGAUGACAACAAUAUUUUGAGUACUGUUAUGGAGAGUGGUCAUUCUGUUGUUCUCACAGAUGUUGGUAAAGAGGUUCUAGAUUCUGUAAAGCAGUCAGAGGAGGCACUUUUGCCUAAUAAUAAAAAAAUAAUAGCUGUAAGUGCUGAUGAAUUUAUGGCAAUGACUAAUGGUAUGGGAAAAAAUAAUGUGAUCAGACAGUUUAAAUUAUUAAAUUGUAAAAAUACGGGAAAACGGAUUAUGAUGAAAAAAAAUAGAAUAAUUCCUGUAACUAAUUAUCAGGUGGAAGAAAAAGUACCCGAAUCGACGCCUACAGACAUGGAAGUUGUAAUGAAACAACUAAUAGAAGCAAGAAAGACCAUAGAAGAAUAUAAAAUAAAGUUGCUAAAGAAAGAAAAAGAAGCAGAGAGAUACAAACAACAGUUAAAGUUAUUAAUGGAUGCGAGCUGAAGCGAUUAAUUAGUUGUUACGUUUUUUGUUAUCUAGUUGAAUAUAUUUUGUUAAUUUGUGAAUUUUGAAUGAAUGAUGACGGAUCCAAUUAAGAAGUUAAAUUAACUUGAUAUGACUUGACUAUUUAUUAUUAUAUUAUAAAUUGAAUGACACUUGUUUUUGUAAAUAAUUGAAUAAAAUAAAGUAUUUUUUUAAUUUUU